Messenger RNA from Phalaenopsis equestris, 508 nucleotides. RefSeq names its product LYR motif-containing protein 4B. NCBI's taxonomy places the organism in Eukaryota, Viridiplantae, Streptophyta, Magnoliopsida, Asparagales, Orchidaceae. The transcript has a single exon. The record is from RefSeq and is a predicted model, not a curated record. Gene Ontology annotation, biological process: iron-sulfur cluster assembly. Bases 102 to 395 code for a protein of 97 amino acids.
CAAAAUUAAAGCCGCAAUACCAUCUUCCGUUCCUCUCUUCUACCCGGAAACCUAGCCGGCGCACCUGGAAAUAAGAGGAUAAAUCUUCAGCAGCUUAACCCAUGGCGGCAUCGGCGGCGACGACGGCGGCGUUUCCGACAAGAACUGAAGUGCUAUUUUUAUUCCGAUCUCUUCUUCGCACAGCUUCGAAGUUCACCGACUACAACAUCAGGGAGUACACCAGGAGGAGGACGAUCGAUGGCUUCCGGGAGAAUCGCUGCAUCUCCGAUCCGAUCUCCAUCGCCGCGGCCUUUUCCGACGGGAAGUCCCAGCUCGAGGUUGCCAGGAGGCAGGUGCUGGUGUUCUCCCUUUACGAGCCCAAGGUUAAGAGCAUCAUGGAAAUCAAGAAAAACUGAAUACUGAAUCCUCGGAGGCAGUUCAAAAUCGCUUUGCACGAAUAGUUAUACCAUAACGUGUUAAUUGUAGAAUUUUUAAUGCGCGUAUUCAAUUGGGUUCACAUAUUAUCUUA